Messenger RNA from Epinephelus fuscoguttatus (brown-marbled grouper), 7828 nucleotides. It is a transcript of the gene lrch3, whose product is annotated as leucine-rich repeats and calponin homology (CH) domain containing 3. Gene Ontology annotation, molecular function: protein binding. The record is from RefSeq and is a predicted model, not a curated record. Lineage: Eukaryota; Metazoa; Chordata; Actinopteri; Perciformes; Serranidae. Bases 41 to 2236 code for a protein of 731 amino acids. The transcript has 20 exons.
GUUAGCCGUUAGCACUGAGAGCUAACAGCCGGAGUGUGUAAUGGCGGCCUCGGUGUUGCUGGGCUCUGUGGACAACACCGGACUCAACUUCACGGUGGGAGGCGGCAGCAGCGGCGGCAGCGGCACCGGGAAUGUAUUAAUCGGGAGUAAUAACGGACUGGGACCGGCAGGUCCGGCGCCCUGGAACCGUUCUCUGGACCGGGCGCUGGACGAAGCCUCGGCCACCGGGUGCCUGAACCUCAGCGGCAGGAAGCUGAAGGAGUUUCCCCGGAGCGCCGCCAACCACGACCUGACGGACACCACCAGGGCCGACUUGUCCCGUAACCGUUUGUCAGAGCUUCCUCUGGACGUCUGUCUCUUUGUGUCUCUGGAGAGUCUGAACCUUUACCAGAACUGUCUGAGGUCUUUGCCAGACAGUCUCCUCAACCUGCAGGCCCUCACCUACCUGAACCUCAGUCGGAACCAGCUGUCUGUCCUCCCUGCAGUGGUCUGCAGUCUUCCUCUGAAGGUUUUGAUUGCCUGUAACAACAAACUGGUGUCCCUUCCAGAAGAAGUUGGACUGCUGAGACACCUCACUGAACUGGAUGUGAGCUGUAAUGAGAUUCAGACUCUGCCAUCUCAGAUGGGUCAGCUGGAGGCUCUACGAGACCUGAACAUCAGGAGGAACCACCUGGUCCGCCUGCCGCCAGAGCUGGCGGAGCUCCCUCUGGUGCGUCUGGACUUUUCCUGUAACAAAGUGACCUCCAUCCCCGUCUGUUACCGACAGCUCACACAGCUACAGACCAUUGUCCUCGACAACAACCCUCUGCAGACCCCACCUGCACAGAUCUGCAUUAAAGGGAAGGUCCACAUAUUUAAGUACCUGAACCUGGAGGCCAGUAAGACAACCCCCGACCUCCCAGACUACGACAGACGACCUUUGACCUUCAGCUCCUGUGUUGACGAGCUGUACCCCGGGCGUCCGUAUGGAGCGUUGGAUUCUGGCUUCAACAGCGUGGACAGCGGAGACAAGAGGUGGUCAGGGAAUGAGCCCACAGAGGAGCUGUCAGAGCUGCCGCUGCGCGUCGCUGAGAUUAGCCGGGAGCAGAGACACCGAGGAGGAGGAGGAGGAGGAGGAGGGGCUCUGCUGGCUAACGGCACACACGUGGAGUCGGAGCAGAUUGACUUCAUCGACAGCUGUGUAGGUGAGGAAGAGGAGGAGGAGGGGAGGAGUCGAGGAGGAGGGAGCAGGGACAGCGUCAGCCUGAGCUCUCAGUUCAUGGCCUACAUCGAGAGACGCAUCACCAGGGAGGGUUCUCCGGUCAAAACCAACUCGAGGACAGAGGACACGAGGAGACACAACAGGAGCGUGGUCGACGGGGUCACAGCGCUCUCUAGUGCACAGAGCCAGAGAGGUGGUAUUGGUCCAGGGGGUGUGGAGAGGAUGAGGAGGGAGGCCCAGCUCGCUGCUCUGAGGUACGACGAGGAGAGACAGAAGAACCGAUCUGUGCAGAGAGACGCCAUCACCAGCUACACCAAGCACAAAGCAGCUCAGAGUCCAACAAAGUCCAGUCCAGACAGUGAGAAUGUCUACCCCUCCAGACGCUCCACCCACACAGAUGACUCCGCCCUCUUCAUGGGAGAGGACAGAGCUGCUCUGUCUCCUACAGCCAAUCAGUCACCUUCCUACCCCUCCUCAGGGGGCGUGUCGUCCUGUCGGACAGCCAGUCAGAGACCAGAGAGCUUCCUGUUCCGUCUAGGUCAGAGGGAGGAGAAGAGGAAAGGUGAUGCUCCGCCUCCUCAGACCCAGGAAGAGACUCCUGCUGCUCCUCCUCUGGCCGGAGAAGAUGCUGAGCUGGUGGAGCAGCUCCGAAAGAAUAUUGAGGCCCGUCUGAAGGUGUCGUUGCCUAGCGACCUCGGAGCAGCUUUGACAGACGGGGUGGUGCUCUGUCACUUGGCCAAUCACGUGAGACCUCGGUCCGUCCCCAGCAUCCACGUCCCCUCCCCCGCUGUGCCUAAACUCACCAUGGCCAAAUGUCGACGAAACGUUGAGAACUUCCUGGAGGCAUGUCGCAGGAUCGGUGUUCCACAGAGUCAGUUGUGUCUUCCACUGCACAUCCUGGAGGAGCGAGGGCUCCCCCAGGUGGCCGGGACCGUCAGCGCCCUGCUCGACUUGGCCCCGCCCAGACACCCCGUCACCACCACCAGCAACACGACGACGACAACGACCACACCUGGACCCUCUGUCAGCAUGUAGACAACAGCACCACCACUGCACGCGCUCAGUCCGCCUCCUGUAACGCCCGUUAGGUUGUUUUAAUGUCUUCAGGUGGAGAUAAAAAAAAUGCUCCAGAGCAGCAGCAGGUCGGAUCUGACGGAGACAUGAACACAGCCGGAGACACGACGACAUAUACUACACUCAAAAUGAUCAAACUACACGUACGUGAAGUGGCUGUGAAAGAAUCUGUAGCUUUACUGAGUCCCAAACCAGAAAAUAAUUCCACAAAGAAACAAAGGGAGACAGCAGCAGAAUGAAACCACCAAAAAUAUAAAUAUGUGCAGGAACAUGUUCCAGGCAGCUCCUCUGGAUCACGAGUCUCAAACUCUGCCUUUGUUCUCUCUUUGUGCACAUUUAGCAAAUUAAAUUAUUUCACUUUGAAGACUUUAGGAAGACAUUUGUUUACACCUGUGAAUCCAGGAUGAGUUAUCAGAAAAAUCCUUUAUAAAAUCCACCAGGAACAACUACAUUCCUACAAACAUCUACAAAAACCUGACGACUCGUACGUUUCAUAAGUUUUAAAUCUUCAGGUUGAAGAAUUAUUCAGUGACUUAAGUAUUCACAUGAUGGAUGGAGGUAGUUUUGACAUCAAGCUAAUAUAGCUAACUGCUAUCUUUAUGGGUCCUCUUGGUUUGGAAAUGAAUCUUCACUCUGUACUGUUACAGUGAUGGUGGGUUUGGAAAUUAAGCUAAUGUAGCUAAACGCUAAUGUUUACAUUGUUUUAUGUGGAAAGACUUGAGUGUAAAACAUUCAUCCACGAGGACCAUAGUUAUCACACUGCUAACUGCUAAUGAUAGCUGACACAAAUGUACAGCAGCUUUAUGGGUUCUUUUAAACAACACUAAUGUAGCUUGCUGCUAACUGUAGCCACUAUUAAUGUAGAUGGUUUGGAGAUGAAGCUAACGUAGUUAGCAGCUAACAUUAACAUUGUGAAGCUAGUCGGUUUAUAUAUUAAUGCAACACGGCUAGUUGUAAAAUAUUAGCUGAUAUUAAACCACUUAGUUUGGGGUUGAAGCCAAUAUAGGUCAGUGCCAAAGAGACACCAACACUUCCAACUGGUAACUGUAGCAACAUAAAUGUACAGUAGUUGGUCUGAAAAAUGCUCACUGCUAGCAUUAGUUAACAUUAUGAGGUGAGGUGUAAAGAUUAAAUGAAACGGCUAGCUUCACAUAUUAGCUAACAUGAUACAGUUAUGACUAAAGAUUAAAAUAAAAUUGCUAGCUUACAUAAAAGCAAAUAUUAUGUACCUAGAUCUAAAGACUAAACUAAAAAUUAGCUUAGCUUUAAGUAUUAGCUACCAUUACAAAAGUAGCUUAAAAAAUUAAACUGAAACAGUUAGCUUUACAUAGUAGCUAACGUUAUUAGGUGAUGUGACAAGUUAAACUGGCUAGCAUUACAUGUUAGCUUCGAACAUUAGUUAAUAUUGUGUAGUUAGGUGUAAAGAUUUAACUGACAAGGCUAGCUUUAAACAUUAGCUAACAAUAUCUAGUUAGGUGCAAAGACGAAACUGUAACAGCUAGCUUUAAACUAUGCUAGUAUUAUAUAUAUAUAUAUAUAUAUAUAUAUAUAUAUAUAUAUAUAAAGAUCGAGAUUUCAACAUUAGCUAACAUUAUGUAAAUAGUUGUAAAGAUUUAACUGACAAGGCUAGCUUUAAACUUAAGCUAACAUUUGUACUUGGUUGCAAAGACUAAAUUGAAAUUGUUAGCUUUAAAUAUUAGCUAACUUUGGGUAGUUAGAUGUAAAGAUUAAACUGAAACAGCUAGCUUUAAACAUUAGCUAAAAGUAUGUAGUAAGGUGUAAAGAUUUAGCUAAAACUUUUAGCAUUAGCUAAAAUUAAUGUAGUUAGAUGGAGAGGCUAAAGUGAAAUAGCUAGCUUUAAACAUUGGCUAACAUUAUGAAGCUAGGUGUGAACUGACAUGACGAGGUGUAGUUGAAGCUGGUUGAAAUCAUCUCUGCUAAAUGCUAAUGAUAGCUAACAUAGUAACUGUUACACAGUAACUGCUGUAUGAACCCAGUAGGUGUGGAAGCUAAACUAGUACAGUUAGCUUCAAACAUUAGCUCACAUUGGACUGUAAGGUUUUGAGUUGAAGCUAAUGUAGCGUGGUGGUAACGUUAGCUAACAUUAGCUAACAUCUUCAGUUGUGUUUUCUCCGUCAGAUCCAAUUGUCAGAAUUUAGUUUUUAUUUAAAACUUACCUGAGUUUUCAUUGGAGGUCAGUUGGAUUGACAUCAGCGAUCAUGUGACGGAGACAGACGUGAACUCUGAGUGGGAGGAGCUUAUUUUGUUUUUAUUUCUGUCUCCGUGACGAUGUCACGGCUGACAGCUCAGGUUGGUACCUGGCUGCUGUCACCACCUGGUCCAUUGUCCACACGUGAUCACGACCUUCAUCAUAGUCAUGACAUCACUUUCACUGAUCAUGUGCUCAGUCACCAUGUGGCCAAAAGUAUGUGGAUGUUUGUUGUCAUGACCCGACCGGAGGGGUCGUAAUUGAUUUAUUAGAUUAGAAAGAAAAGACGAAAUAAUAAUAAAACUUUAUUUAUACAGCAGUGUUUGACACCUCAGUGACGCACAGAGUUCACCUUGAGAUACACAAUAUAAAACCAUUUAACUUUAUUUAUAGCAGUUUUAUGAACAUGAACACAGACGACAGUAAUUAGCUGAUACUGUCCAUAAGUCAAUAAUCACUAUUAUUUCAAACAAAGCUGAUUCUAACCCUGAAGGUCCUGCUGUGAUUGGACAAGGACGAUCAGGUGGUGACUGUUGUAUUCUGGGACAUUUUUUACAUUUAAAAAAACCCUCCUGAUGCGACACUACAGUCACACGACCAGUUUUUAUUCUUCGUAAAUAUAUGUGUACAAAUAUACUCUGUAAAUAUAGGUGUGUGUGUGUGUGUGUGUGUGUGUGAGAGUGUGAGUGUGAGUGAGUGAGCGCCGUGGACAGACGCAGUCCCCAAUCGAAGGUCAAAGGACAAGAAAAGUUUCUUUUUGUUUAAGUUAAUGAAAAUGGAGGAAGCGGUGGGCAGAGCUUCACCUGUGAUGUCAGGAGGUCAGCUCUGUUGUGUUAAAGGAGCAGUACACCCAAACACCCAGCGCCCGUCACUGUCUCCUAUCUCUUGUCUCUGUGCUGGACUUAAUCAGUGAGUCUCCUCUGGAUCCUCUCACUCUGCUCUUUUUUCACACUUCUUCCAAACUUCCUGUUCAGGGUUCAGCGUUUCUUCUGAAUGCCGUUGCUCCGUCAGAAAAAAGUCAGCAGGGAUGAUAAAAAAUAGAUUUCAGGAUGAUCGCAAGAUGAAAGUUAGACCGAGUGUCACGCGCCAAAUUCAUCCUCCUGGUGCAAUAACGCAUAACGUCCUCACGUCAAGACAUGACACAUUACUGCAUCUUUCACUUCACUCCGCCUCACUCUGACCUGUCGUCCUUGUUCGUGGACACUUUAAUGUCCCAUCUUGUGGCACCAACACCACAAGUGGCGGUAAUGCACCUAAUAUGCUGGUUGCCAACCGCCAUUAAAAGACAAAAAGAAGAAGACCAACACCACAACACACUAAUGUAAAAACAAGAUGGCCGCCUCUGCAGAGUCAGUCAAACAUCACUGACCUGCAGAGCCUCAGGGUCAGAGGUUUGUGAGUCAGAGGGCGGGGCAUCUGUCAAUCAGAGACUCACAAUGACUCACAUCUCCUGUUGGUCAAAAACUUAACCUUAUUUAAUUCAGCCAAUCGCCUCACAGCAGUGAGAGGAGACAACAUUUCAACUAGCGAGCUACGCUAGCACUAGCUAGCAUCUGCUUAUCAACUUCCUGAUCAUCACAGAGUGAAGUAACUUUAACCACGGCUUAUUCUAGAAAGAAGCAGCGCGACAUUACGUGUUCUUUGUUCAGAUUAUCAAACGGACAAUGGAUCAAAGGUUACUUUGAACUUAGCUAGCAUAGCAAGCAUAAGCUACACUAGCUAAGUUAGCUUAGCUUUAAAAUGUUGUCUGUUGAUGCUGUGUCGAGUGUAAAAGCUAGGAUGGGUGAUCUGGAGGGACACAAAGCCCAGAGGACAGAGUCCAUGUCUCUACGUCCAGGGAUGUGUGGACACUGGAGGAAAGCCGACAGACCCCGCCCACUGACGUUCUGCCCUCACAGCCUGGGUCAGCGGGUCUGAUGGAGGCUGUUCAGGAGCUCAGACUCGGGAUGCUUGUCUUAUCUGUCCCCGGGGGUUUCAUGUCCCUGUCUUCAGGACGGACAGCACCAACAGAUGGAGACGUUUUUUAUCAACAUUUUAAAGAGUAAACUUUUCAGCGAGCUAACGCUGCAGCCAGAAACAAACAUCUUUGAUCCAUCGUCUGUUUGAUCAUCUGAACACAGAAGACGUUUCUUAAAUCAUCUGAACUACAUCUUUAUCACUCUCCGUCUGUUCAACAGGAAUCUGCAGCUCUGGUACUCGUGCACACACAGAUCGAUGUUUCUCUGUCAGUCUGCAGACGUUCAGACACGAGGUCCAAAACCUGAUCACAUUUUAUCGUCAAACUUUAUUUAUGAUUAAUAAAGUUUGUAGUUUGAUACGGCAACAAGUUUGACCCAUUUUAUCCACAGUAACAAGCUGAGAGAGACGUUUACGAGGAUGGACUCGUCUGAGGAUGUCGGGACUUUGUUAUCGUCUUGUUUGAAGACUCUUAGAUUUGUUGUGUUUUCAGCUAUGUGCUCGGCCGUCUUCAGGAGUUGAAGUGAACAGUUUGGAUGUGAGCCCUAAAUAACUGUCUGAUACUCUGUUACACACCUAAACCCGUCAUCCCUGUACAAGGACAUUGUUUCGUUUCAAACCAACUUCCUGUUCAAAGACGGUGUUUAGUUUUUCAUACCUCAGGUGAAACCGAUCCCAGAUCACGAGGAGAAAUUAAAGAUACAUGUGAACAGAACUCUUCAGGGUCUCAGGAGGAUUUUAUAAUUAAAGAGUUUCUGAUGUUUGAGUUGUUCUUCCCGUUUAAGCUCCACCCACAGAGACAGAGACAGGAAACGUGACCACAGUUGAGUUCUUAACAUUAAACCUUUAUUUCCAUGUUCAGAUGCUGCAUUCAGGUGACGUGGGACAUGAGGACGUUGGUCAUGUUUGUUCCUGUUUGACCUGAAUGCAGCAUCACACCUGACCUCACCUGUGUGAACUGCGUCUUUAAUCUCUUAACGCUGGUGUUGGUGAGUUGCCUGUGAGGCAGAACUCGGGGCCCAACAGUCCCCCUGAGCAGGUGCUGUAAUUGGCAGUUGUUCUGUCCAAUCACGUGUCUCCGUGUCCUGAGUGGACAGGUGUGGACUGACCGAUCAGGUGGUUCCAUGUUUGUACAGAUGUUUAAUGUUUUUCUCAUGUGCUUCUUCUGCGGUGGUGACGGGGUCAUGUGACGGCGGUGACGGGGUCAUGUGAUCGCAGUGUGGUGUGGUUUUAAAGGACAUUCCACCGUGUUUUCUGGAGGACAAACAGACUGUCACAGUUUUUACAGUUUUUCACUUUGUUUUCUUUUUGCUGUAAACUGUAUAAAAGAUUUGAAAACGUGUAUGAAGAGUUGAGUUUAAGUGCUUAAAAUAAAUAUUUUAAUUUGA